Molecule: messenger RNA, 866 nt
Organism: Ochotona princeps (American pika)
Lineage: Eukaryota; Metazoa; Chordata; Mammalia; Lagomorpha; Ochotonidae
Gene: COQ10B
Product: coenzyme Q10B
Exons: 5
Coding region: 112-840 (242 amino acids)
Biological process (GO): cellular respiration; ubiquinone biosynthetic process
Cellular component (GO): mitochondrion
Molecular function (GO): ubiquinone binding
Source: RefSeq, a predicted model, not a curated record
AGACGGCCCCCCGAUUGGUUGACAGUCGCCGGAGCCGGCCGCACGCCCCGGCCCGGGGGCGGGGUCGCGGGGCUGAUCGGAGAGGAGGCUACCGGCUUCCGUGAGUUAACCAUGGCAGCCCGGGCCGGUCCUAGGGCCUGGACCACAGUAGUCUCUGGAUGCCGUCCGAAGUCGGCGACGGCGGCUGCCGCCUUGACUCCGGCUCAGGGACCUGCACGGAACGUCAGACACCUGGCUUCCUGUGGUAUACUGAUGAGCAGAUCUCUUACAUCGCAUACCUCCAGGCCGCCUAAGGAGAUACAUGCAAGAACUUUCUUCAAAAUUACUGCACCAUUAAUAAACAAAAGGAAAGAAUACUCAGAGCGAAGGAUUAUAGGUUAUUCAAUGCAGGAAAUGUAUGAUGUGGUAUCAGGAAUGGAAGAUUACAAGCACUUUGUUCCUUGGUGCAAAAAAUCGGAUGUAAUAUCAAGGAGAUCUGGAUAUUGUAAAACACGAUUAGAAAUUGGGUUUCCACCUGUACUGGAACGUUAUACAUCAGUUGUGACCUUGGUGAAACCACAUUUGGUGAAGGCAUCUUGUACUGAUGGGAGACUUUUUAAUCAUUUGGAGACUAGUUGGCGUUUCAGCCCAGGUCUUCCUGGGUAUCCAAGAACUUGUACCUUGGACUUUUCAAUAUCUUUUGAAUUUCGCUCACUCUUACACUCUCAACUUGCCACAUUGUUUUUUGAUGAAGUUGUAAAGCAGAUGGUUGCUGCCUUUGAAAGAAGAGCAUGUAAGCUGUAUGGUCCAGAAACAAACAUACCUCGGGAGCUAAUGCUUCAUGAAGUUCAUCACACAUGAAUGAGAGCUGGUGUCACCGACUUGGA